AUGUUGGCAGUUCCCCUGUUUCUAUCAGAGAUCGCACCAUCAAAAUGGAGAGGAAGUCUAAACAUCCUUUUCCAACUCUUAAUCACAGUUGGGAUCUUGAUUGCCAACCUUGUUAAUUACUGGACUUCUUCCUUACACCCCUGGGGUUGGAGGCUCUCUCUCGGCCUUGCUGGUGUACCUGCGGCCUUGCUAUGCUUCGGUUCAUUGCUCAUUGUGGAGACACCAACAAGCUUGAUAGAGAGAGGGAAGACUGAGAAGGGGAAGGCCACUCUUGAGAGAAUUAGAGGCACUAUGAAUGUCGAACCCGAAUUCCUGCAGCUUGUCGAGGCAUGUGAGACUGCGAGUGAAGUUAAGCACCCGUACCGCAGGCUCAUGAGGCGUGACAGUCAUCCACGUCUGUUGAUCUCUAUCAUCCUGCAG
Messenger RNA from Amborella trichopoda, 420 nucleotides. The record is from RefSeq and is a predicted model, not a curated record. NCBI's taxonomy places the organism in Eukaryota, Viridiplantae, Streptophyta, Magnoliopsida, Amborellales, Amborellaceae.